Messenger RNA from Gongylonema pulchrum, 597 nucleotides. NCBI's taxonomy places the organism in Eukaryota, Metazoa, Nematoda, Chromadorea, Rhabditida, Gongylonematidae. The record is from the annotation of a GenBank genome assembly.
AUGCAUGACCUGAAUGAUGCGUUAGAUGAGCUGCGCCAGUGCCUUCCGUAUUCGCAUCGCUCCGGAUCCAGAAAAAUGUCCAAAAUCAACACACUGCUUCUGGCCAGCAACUGGAUCAAGCAUCUGACGAAUGCGAACAGUGAGCUGCGUCGACAACUGGAUGAACUUCGCGAAAGGGUAUCCGAUGGAGCGGCGCCAGUGCCCCGAGGAGCCAUGCUGUCAUUGUUCAGGAUCAAGCAUCUGACGAAUGCGAACAGUGAGCUGCGUCGCCAACUGGAUGAACUUCGCGAAAGGGUAUCCGAUGGAGCGGCGCCAGUGCCCCGAGGAGCCAUGGUUCCGGUGAGUCAGCUGAGGCCACCGCCACCGGCGCCGAAUGCUUUAGCGUCCCUGGAACUGCUCAGGCCACCAGUUCUACCGUUUAAGCUCGUCCCUGAAACACCGAAACCCCUGCUGAGGCUCUCGGUACCAGUGCCAGCAGCACCAACAGCAUCUGUGCCAGUUCCAGUGCCAGCACAAGCUUGUGUCAAAUCCAUCAACGGCUUUUGCUUUUGCGUGAAUUGUCUCAUUGCCAACACUUGCCUGGGGAGUAAUAAAUAA